Molecule: messenger RNA, 650 nt
Organism: Apis cerana (Asiatic honeybee)
Lineage: Eukaryota; Metazoa; Arthropoda; Insecta; Hymenoptera; Apidae
Gene: Coa8
Product: Cytochrome c oxidase assembly factor 8
Biological process (GO): intrinsic apoptotic signaling pathway
Cellular component (GO): mitochondrion
Source: RefSeq, a predicted model, not a curated record
UAAGAUUAUUGAAUGAAAACGAAACAUGAUUGACAUAAAUAUAACCUCGUAAAACAUAUAUGAACUUCUAAAAUGAUUCGAAUAUAUAAUUAUAUCAAACUAAAAUAUAAUAAUAAUAUAUUCCGAUUGUUUAGCGUUAAGGUAUCUUCUAACCUAAAAAGUCCUGCACAAGUUGACUUAAUUGGACCGCCUGAUCCAGUUUCAAAUUUAAGACCUAUUAUUUUCGCGAAAUCUGAAAAUGAAAGUAAAUUAGAAAAGAAAUUUAGAGAAGCUAGGGAAGAUACACAGAUUUGGAAUCAAAAUUUUUGGCGGGAACAUAAUAACAAUUUCAUUGAGGAACGCAGACAAUUUCAAGAAACUCUUAAAGCUCAAGGAAAAACAUCGAUUACGGCAGAUGAUAUGUCAAUAUUUUAUAAAGAAUUUUUAGAUAAAAAUUGGCGCAUGCAUUUAAAUUAUAACAUUGAUUGGUAUAAGAGAAACGUUAAAUUAUUGUUCCUUGAGAUUAGAGUAAGAAUAUCUAAAUUAAAAUUUAGAUAAUUAACAAUGUUGAUUCAACAUCGUAUAUUGUACAUAUUUACAAUGUAAGUCCAUAUUUAUGCUUUAUAUGUAAGUUGUCAAAAAUAGAAUAUAUAUAUUAUGAAAUACAUAAA